AUGGCUCGCAAGGUCCUGUGUGUAGCAGAAAAACCUGCGAUUGCGCGUGCUGUGGCCACGCAUCUGUCCGGUGGCUCUUUUCAAACACAUGCAAUUCGAGGAAAUAAAUAUGUCAAAAAUUAUGAGUUUGACUUCAACUUUGGCGGUCCCUGGGGCAACUGUUCCGUCACCGUGACAAGCGUGCUAGGCCACCUUACUGGAUUAGAUUUCGAACGUCAGUACAAAGGAUGGCUUUCUUGUCCACCGGGUGCCUUGUUCGAAGCUCCUGUCAAGGAGGAGGUUGAUAAGGACAAACUGCCAAUUGCAGAAAAUAUCCGAAACCAAGCCAAGUACAGCAAGGCUCUGUUCAUCUGGACUGAUUGUGACCGAGAAGGAGAGCACAUUGGUACAGAAGUCCUCAACCAGGCCAAAAGUGGAAACAACCGGAUUGAGGUCAAAAGAGCCAAGUUCAGCAACACGGAAAGAGCUCACGUUCUUCGUGCCGCUCGGGAACCCAUUGACCUUGAUGAACAUCAAGCCAAUGCCGUCGCAGCGAGAAUCGAGCUGGACCUGCGCAUCGGUGCUGCCUUCACUCGACUACAAACUCUACAACUACAAGCAGUAGUAGCGGUUCUGAAAGAGAAGGUCAUUAGCUAUGGGUCUUGUCAGUUCCCAACCUUGGGAUUCGUGGUGGAUCGAUACCUCCGGGUCAAGAACUUCAAGCCGGAAACAUUCUGGAGUAUUAAAGUGAUGCUGCAACGAGAGGGCAAGAAAGUCAAUUUCUUGUGGAAGCGCGUUCAUCUCUUCGAUCGUGCAGCAGUCACGAUGAUGCUCGAGCGGUGCCUGGUUGCAAAAGAAGCAAAAGUUACCAAAGUGAACCAGAAACCCAAGAGUAAAUGGCGACCCUUGCCUUUGACAACGGUCGAUCUUCAAAUGAUGGGCAGUCGGUAUCUCCGGAUGGACAGUCAAACUGUCAUGAAGGUGGCCGAGGCCCUUUACACGAAGGGUUUCAUUAGCUACCCGAGAACAGAGACGGAUCAAUUUGACAAGGCAAUAGACUUGCAAAAGUUAGUUGAGAAGCAAUACCCGGAUAGCGCAUGGGGCCAAUAUGCCCGAGAUCUCAUCGAGGGAAAGUUCAGAACCCCUCGAUCUGGUCGCCAUAAUGACCAGGCGCAUCCGCCCAUCCAUCCUGUGAGCUGGGUCUCGCCUUCGUCACUGAACGCCAAUGAAAAGAAGGUGUAUGAAUUCGUUGUGAGACGCUUUCUUGCCUGUUGCUCCGAAGACGCAAAAGGCCAAGGUACCGAGAUUGAAAUCCAAUAUGGGGACGAAACUUUCCAUGCCAACGGCCUGAUUGUUCUGGAACGAAAUUACUUGGAUGUCUACGUUUACGACAAAUGGGAAAGCAGCCAGCAGCUUCCCACCUUCGAAAAGGGUGAGCUCUUUGAGCCCACGGAAGCCAACAUCGCGGAGGGCAAGACCACUGCUCCAAGCUUCCUGACAGAACCUGAACUCAUCGGUCUUAUGGAUGCCAAUGGCAUUGGCACCGAUGCGACCAUGGCAGAGCAUAUUGCCAAGAUCAAGGAGCGGGAAUACGUUGUCGUCCACAAAAGAGGAAGUGGGCGAAACGCGGUCGAAGAACUUAUACCGACCCGCCUGGGCAUUGCCCUGGUAGAGGGAUAUGACAAUGUUGUGGCGGGUCUUCCGAACAGUAUCUCUCUUAGCAAGCCCUUUUUACGAAAGGAGAUGGAAUCGCGGAUGCUCGAGAUUUGUUCAGGCACUAAGACCCGCCAGGAGGUCGUGCAGCAGAGUUUGGACAUGUAUCGCGAAGUUUUCAUCCAUACUCAGCGGCGCAUUGAGAUGCUGAAGACAGCCUGCCGAAAGUAUCUAGUGGACGAAGCGACAGGAUGA
Molecule: messenger RNA, 1887 nt
Organism: Penicillium chermesinum
Lineage: Eukaryota; Fungi; Ascomycota; Eurotiomycetes; Eurotiales; Aspergillaceae
Product: DNA topoisomerase 3
Exons: 6
Coding region: 1-1887 (628 amino acids)
Biological process (GO): DNA topological change
Cellular component (GO): nucleus
Molecular function (GO): DNA topoisomerase type I (single strand cut, ATP-independent) activity; DNA binding
Source: RefSeq, a predicted model, not a curated record